Molecule: messenger RNA, 5725 nt
Organism: Apis cerana (Asiatic honeybee)
Lineage: Eukaryota; Metazoa; Arthropoda; Insecta; Hymenoptera; Apidae
Source: RefSeq, a predicted model, not a curated record
AUAAAAUAUGGCCUACCAUAAAGAGUAUUAUGUGUACGUAUGCCGAGAUAAAGUCAUUCGAAUUGAGUUUGCACCAGUUUCUCGCGGUUGUUCAUCGUUCAGCUCUGAAUUACAUAUAUUGAACAUUGAAGAAACAACAGAUAGCAGUUUUGAAUACAUAUAUAUAGUUUUAAUUAAACCAGAUUAUUAAGUAUAGUUUCUAAAUUAUCGGAAAUAGUAUGUUGUUGAACAUUUUAAUCUUUGUUAAAAGUUAAAUUGAGAGAAGUGUAAAAAAAAAAGAGGCAUUAAUAUUUAUUCGAAUUUAUUGACUAUAAUAAAAGAAAACUUUUAGUUGUUUAUCAAUUGAAUAAGACACUAUCACUAUCAUUGUUUAACGAGUGAAAACGAUUGGGCAAGAUCGAUCAUCUCGAACCGAUUUACUUGAACUGUUUUGCUAUUUCUUCACCAAGCUUUCCAUGGAAAAUCACGAAAUAACGAGGUAACUUUUCGUUCAGAUGGAAAAGUCACGUCGUCUAGACGGGAUGCGCUAUAUUUGCACGGUAUAUUGCACUGGUUGAAUAGCUUAUUCGAAAGUCUGGCUUGCCUCCUAGUUUGUUCAACGGACCGCUCGGUUUUUCCAUACAAAGAGAAUUAGCAUCGUCUUCUUUAUCUUUUAUUUUCCUUAUUUUUUCUAUCUUGUCUUCAUUGUUCAUCAUUUCUUUUCUCUUCUGCAGCAAAUUAUUAUCAUGUAGCAUAUUGUUUCUCGUUUUCGAAAUCUAUCACAAUCUAUCUUUUAUUUCUUUUCUAUAUAGUUUAUUAUAAUCAUUUAAAUUGAUAUAUUGCAAUCACAUUAUGGAUUAAUAAAAAAUUAAAUUAUCGCGGACUAUUUUGAAUAAAUAGUAUUUAUUGUUUGUUAAUUUGUUACUUUUGGCAUUUUCUCAAAGAAGGAAAACUGAUAAAAGUUUCGUUUUAGCUUCAUUUUGAAAAUAUAUCUUUUAAAUAAAAUUCUCGAAUAAAAAACGUGUUUAUAUUUAGUUCGAAAUAAUUGUUGACAAACGAACAACUAACAAGUCGACAAUCGCCGGAGACGACUGACAGAAGUAUUCUUUGAUCACAAAGGAAAAUGUAAAUGCUUCCCCUUUUUACUAUCUCGACGUUUCUUCUCUAUAAUCGUUCAUCUUGCAUAAUCUGAAUCGUUUUGUGUUUGAUAUCAUGUAUAAAAAAAUAAGGAUGUUGACAAACAAGACGGUUAGCACUAAAUAGUUUUACGUUAAAAUAUAAAUAAACAUAAAGUAUGUACAAAAAAUGUAUAUGAUAAUGUUAAAACCAGAAUCCAAAUUAUGUUUUAAAACGUUAUUUUUUUGAUAGUAUUCGUAUACUGAGUAAAGACAAAAUAUAAUAUAUAUUAAUCUAAUAUACAUUUCAUCUCUAUUUAUCUAUCGAAUACAAAGAAUGUAGAAAAAAAUACGAUAACUAGCCAUUUUUUUGAUUUUAUUUAGUUUGAUUUUAACACAAUCACAUAUCAUAAUCAUAAUCGCACUAUAUAUAUCAUACACUUGUGAUCUAAUAUAGUUAGCCCGACAAUGGUAGUUAUUGACGGUGUGCUUCACCCGACCUGGCUUGACCUGGUCUGACAAGGCCCAAUACACACCGACAGGAAUGACGCGCGAAAGCGAGUGGAAACCUACGAGUGAAACGAACCAACAGAGCCAGCUUCGCCAGUCAGACUUUAGCUAGCGUCCAAACCGGUGCAUUUCAUUGGUAUAAUUUCUAUUCGCACGCGCGUGAACAAUUUCCAGCUGUCGCGAAUCAACAAUUGCAAAAGAUAAAACCGAAAAUCGCCAGAACACAAACGCGCGCGUGAAAAGUUACAGACCGUGAACAUUAUAAUCAAAGGUGUGUUACAAAGAAAUUGAUUUUUAACGAAUGUGUAAAUGAACGAUGGAAUAAUUCAGAAACGAAAGCACAAUUUUUUGAAGAAAUGGAAAAUCGUUGAGCUCAAGCUCGAAGUAAGUGAUAUCGAUACACAUUUAUCUACUAAUUUUCAAAUCAUUCGUGAUAUUAAAUUGUUCAACAAUUACAAUGGAACUCGCGUUAAUGAUUAACGACCGACCUUACGACACUUAUAACAACCGGCAAUCGUGCUCGAUCGAUCGAUCGAAAUAAUUAUUGUUUCGAAACGAUGCGUAAUAUCGAUAUCAUUGAUACGUCGUCGAACGAUGUUUGUCUUUCGAAAAAUGUCACUUUUGUUUUUUCUUUCACAAUCAGCGAUGAAUUUGCCAUUACUAAAUAUUGCCAUUAUUCUAAUGAACAAGAUAAAAUUUUCUAGAAAGCUAAUAAAUUUUAUUAACAAGUAUGAAAGGAAGAAAGGCAAAAUACAUAAAAUAUGCAAAUUUUUUAUCGAAACAAAUUAUGUCAUUCAAGUGAAUCGAAUCCAGACGCAAAUCUUUAUUAACAUUCAUUAUGUUUGAUUAUAUCGUAAUUUCUUAUUCAUUCAAUAAAAUAAUUUCUAGAUUGUAAUUAGUGUUAGAUUAAGAAGAAUGUGAUGUUAGCGUCAUGAAUAUGUAGCGCCAAUUAUAACACCAAGAUAUCUUCCUGUACUUCCCUUUUCCUCCUCUUCAAGUUAUAAUGUUUUCGUUGCCGAUAAAGUGCUAACAAUUUCAUUCCUUUGCAUUAUUUACGAAUGAAAAUAUGUCUUUUGUAAGUUUAAACAUCAUGACGUUUCUUUCUUUCAUUCUCCUUUCUCUCUGUUAUUUCUUUUUAUCUGUAUCCCAUUCUUUUCUUUCUUUUUUGAAACAUAUUUUGUCUAUAUCCAAUUUCUUCCUUUUUUUUUUUUUGAAACGUGAACGACAUAUCGAAUAAGAAAAUAGGAACACAAAGAGCAAAUUAUUUACAAUUUCAGAUCAUCGUUCAACAAUGAUAAACGAUAUCAACAAUCGAUCGAAACGAUCAGACUUCGCGUGGUAAACGAAUUGGCCGCUAGUACCUUAUAAGGCGCGAAGGUUCGCACAUAACAGCGCUAUCGUUUUCCAAUCCGGCAAAACCGGCCUUUGGCCACGUUUGCUUCUCGAAUUUCGCAAUUUCGCCUUUCCAGAGAUACCUAUACUUCCCGUGAUCUCGAAACGUAAUCAAUUUCGCGAGACUGCGCAGCUUGAUUUGCACUCGAAAUGAAUUUACGAUACAAUAAUUGGAUUUACAAUAUCAUUGAAUUACAAAUAAAAAACGUCUCGUCUAGAAGAACGUUGUCCGCUAGGUUUUUGUCAACAAUUAACCCGUACAAAGCACUAAAAACGCGAGUGGUACACGUCGAGGCGUGGCGAUGCAUAAACUGUCGCACUCGACUAGCUCGUGAAACGUGUUUGCGCGGUCACGUUGGCAACACUAGCAGGAAAUAGCUUUCAUUGGACGCAGACAGAGACGCAUCGGGUCGGUUCGCCUUGCCUUGCCCCGCCACACCUAGCUGCGUCGCGCCAAAGCCUCGCCUCGUUUUGUCACGCUUCGCGUUUGCGCAAACCUUCUCGAACCUGAUCAAACGUGAACGUUUCAAGCACAAGGGAGACUGUGCGAAUUAAAAGAUUUGUUGUAUCUCAAAGAGAAUUGAAAAACUCUUCGCGAAUAGAUACGUAAUGAAACAUACGAUGUGAUCACUUAUAUAACUAGUAACUAUUUCUUUAGUGCGAAACGCGUUGCCUGUACUGAUUCCAGUUGAAUCACACUUCGAUCGAAAUCUCGUUACUCUUUUGGUUACUCUCUUUCUUUUUCAAGAGAUUUUCAAUUCACAAUGAAAUAUUUGGUGUAAAAAAUAGAAACUAUUCGAGAGGAAGAAAUUGAAAUAGAAGUAAUAAUAGUAGAAGAAGAAGAAGAAGAAGAAGAAGAAAUGAAAAUGGAAGAAAGUGAAUCAUCGCGAAAGAGUGUGGUAGAACCGCUUGCACAAGCACGAGUAAACCUUUGAUUACUGGAGGGAGAGCGAACUGAUUGACAACAAGGUGGUUUGAGCAAACGUAUAUACACGCGUUUUCAAAGCCAGGCGUACCAGCAUACACGAUACAACGUUUGAUCAGCUUGUGAACUCGUGUUGAGUAGCGGUCCCUCAGUUGAAUGUCGAGCGUAGUCAUCCACGUUCCGUUUAUCCUACUUUUCUUCGCGUAUGUUGUUCGCUCAUAAGUUGUUAUUACGGUGCAACGAAUCAUUGUUUCAAAUUAUUGUAUUUUAUUGGCAUUUGAAAGAUUUAUUAAAGGUGUUUUAAUUCGUUCAAGAAUCGAGUGAGCACAAAGGCAACAAUGUCGACAUCGGAUUUGAUCGGAUAUUCGCACGACUUUCUUGCAGAAUUUAUUCAACUUUAUCGUAGUUUUCCCUGUUUGUGGCAGAUUAAGUAUAAAGGAUAUAAGGACAGGUUGCUUCGAAAUCGUGCUUACGAUGCCCUUGUACAGAAAUUAAGGGAGGUUAAUCCGAUAGCGGAUAGAGAGACUGUGAUACGAAAAAUUAAUACCCUCCGAACUGCAUUCAGAAGAGAAUACAAGAAAGUACGGAGUUCACAGAGGAUGGUCCAAAAUCCUCGGCAACGAUACAAAUCUUCGUUAUGGUACUACGAUAUUUUAAAAUUUGUCGCGGAACAGAACGAGACAAAUCCAUUGGACGAAGAAAGGAACAUUAAGAAUGCUUUGGUUAACCCAACGGAUCUCUCUCAAGAGGAGAUAAUGUCUGUGCAAACGGACGUAGACAAGAUCGAGCCACCAUCGCCCGUACCCUCACCAGGAGCUAGUUCUGUCCCAGCUUUUCAACCGAUCAUCUUGGAAACCGAAGGAUCAUACACGAGAAGAAUAUCGAACACCGAUUACCUGAGAAGAAAGUAUCAACAGGAAAAUUUUCAAGAUCGUCAACUGAAGGAAUCGAGUCACGAACUCUCGCCAAGACAUUUCACCAGCUGCGAUGACCAUUUCGAGACUUUUGGUCGUUACGUGGCCGGUAAAUUGAGAAAAUCAAUGCCUCGACAAAGUAUCAUUGCCGAGAAGAUAAUCGCGGAAGUUCUCUUAAGGGCCAAUCUCGGCACCUUGGAAGAAAGUACUUGUCUUACGGAAAAAGUACCUUCUCGUUGCUUCUUGGUAAUGGGUGAUCGUUAAAUUAUUGAUCGAUUAUCACAUUUCUCGUUUCUUUCAAAAAAUUUUUCGAUAUAUCUAUGUGCUUUUAUCCAUCUAUUUUUUACAUAUGUGUUAAGCAUACAUAUGUAAUAAACACGGCCAUUCUUAUUCGAAGGACAAAGGAUAACGAAACGACAAUCUGAAAAAAUUUCAGUACAACAAUGGCGGAGAGGGGUCGUAUUGCGAACAAAUAAAUUCUGGCAACCAGCCAAAAUAAGGUUUUUCAUUUCACCAUGUGUCUUGAAAAACAGCGCAUGACUUUUAUUUUUUCAUUCAUGAAUAAAUUAUCGGUAAAUAUCUAAUAUUUUUAUAAAUGAAUUAUACUUGCUUAAAUUACAUCAUUUUUCAGAUUCAAAGUUUCUCGAAAUUUCCUAUAGAUUUAAUUUCAUUAUGCUUUUCUAUCUAUGAAUUUGAACGAUUUUUUGAUUUGUUGUACUAUUUGUUCUACGAUCUCAAAUUAUUUUGUAUUUAUAUAAAUAAUAUUAACCUAUAUACCAUAAAAUAUUAUAGAUUUGAAACGGUAGGAUUUUCGUUUUUUAAUAAUUCCUGUGUUAAAAGAUUAAUUUGAAAAAUUCGAUAAUUAAAUAAAUAACAAAUUAUUAAAAAGA